AUGGCCGUCAAAUCGUUCACACAGCGUCAGGUACUGGCUCACUGCUGCUGCUUAUUGCUGCUGCUGCGUGGAAUGGAAGUAGUCCCACUUUGAGGAAGUAAGUGAGCCAAAGUAACACGGCAGUGAGUGGAGAGAAAGUGAUGUCGCAUAGAGCCGUGUUGGACAUGUUUAAUGUCCGCGUGAGUGCGACGUUCACAAACUUCAUGUAGUACUUUAUGCUAGCUAACGGAGCUAACGGAGCUAACGCCGACGUCUCGACGUGAACUUCUGUCAAGUUGUUUUCGCCGCGAUUAUAAUCCGAGAACCCUGCGUAAUGGAGGAGUGCCGUCGGUGGCUUCGUCGGUGUGGAUGAACAUUGGACACAUCGGCGUGUCGGAGUCACUCCUCUCAAGUGUUUACCUGGAGCUUUGUCGUCGGUUUGUGAGCCUUUUUUCUCCCACUGGCCGCAGCAGCCGCAGCCGCAGCCGCUCGCCAUAAACAAUGUUCCCCGUCAAACCCAUGAAACCAACCUUCAAGUGUUAUCUUCCUCCUGUGCAGACUGAUGUGAAGAAAACUAUUGACCCACCUAUUAAAAAGUUGGAGCCCAAGUUACUCCCAGGGGAGAUCGUUGUUAACGAGGCAAACUUUGUGAGGAAAUGCAUCAGCAGUGAAAGCAGCCAGGACGACCUCUGGGGGAAGUUGAUAUGCACCAACUUUAAAGUCUCCUUCAUCCUUCAGGAUGUGCCAUCAAAACAGAAACCUCCCAUGUCCCACCUCCUGCUUGGAGAGCACGACAUCCCGCUAACCUGUCUGGAACAAGUCGUAACAGUGAAUGAUACAAAGGGCAAGAAGAAAGUCUUGGGGUCAAACCAGAAGCUGAAGUUUAACCCCACCGAGCUCAUCCUGUACUGCAAAGACUUGCGCAUCAUCAGGUUCUGCUUUGGUGAGGCCGGGCCUGAGAGUGCAAAAAAGGUUUGCCUUGCUAUCGCUCACUAUUCCCAUCCAGCUGAUCUCCAUCUUCUCUUUGGCUUUGAGUAUCAAGGACGGCGAUACCAUGAAUCUAAAGAGGAGCGAGUCAACGGUUCGGCCUCUCGAGGAGGUUUUCAGACGCCUAUUUUUGACCGUCCCUCUGACUGGGAUCGGGAGAUCAAGCGGACGGGGGCGUCAGAGUGGAGAGUUUGCUCCAUCAAUGAGAGUUACGCCAUCUCAUCCAGUCUUCCAGAGUUCAUUGUGGUCCCAGUUCCCCUGGCUGAUCAGGAUCUGAAGCGAUACUCCGUGUACUUCACCGGUCAUCGCAUCCCUCUGUGGUGCUGGAAUCACUCCAACGGCAGCGCUCUCGUCCGCAUGGCCAGCAUAAACGAUCCAUUACAGCAGAGGAAGAUUGAACAGAGGGUCUUUACUGCAAUUACAAAGAGCCACCCACAGCGAAGUGAGGUCCACAAGUUUGAGCUGGACAAGAGUCUCCCCAACAUCCAGGACAUCCAGACUGCCUUUGUUAAAGUCCGACACAUCAGCGUCAUCGAUCCUUUUGAGGAGUCAGAGGAGAGGUGGCUCACUUCUGUUGAAAACUCACGAUGGCUUGAGCACGUCAGGGCUUUUUUGAAACAGUCAGCUGAGAUCGUUUACUGCCUGGAUGGAAAGAAUGUUUCUGUCAUUCUCCAAGAGGAAGAAGACCGAGACCUGAACUGUGUCGUGUCCUCGCUGGUGCAGCUCAUGCUGGACCCUCAGUACCGCAGCCUCGCUGGCUUUCAGAGUUUGGUGCAGAAGGAGUGGGUGAUGGCCGGCCAUCGCUUCCUGGACAGAUGCAACCACUUGAAGAAGAACGAGAAAGAAGAGUCCCCACUGUUCAUACUGUUCUUGGACUGCGUGUGGCAGAUGAUGAACCAGUACCCGGCAGCGUUUGAGUUCACAGACGCGUAUCUGACGGUGCUGAGCGACAGCAUGUGGAUUCCACUCUUCAGUACUUUCCUCUUCAAUUCUCCUAAACAACGCACUCAGCACUUAAUGGACUUUGCCAAGAAUAAAGCCAUCCCUCCAGGAGAAGACCAGGUUGUGUUUUUCCCUCCUGUGUGGGACUGGUCACAGCAGUUCUCCACCAAAGACCAAACCCUCUUCAACAACCCCACGUACAUUGGAAAAGGAGCUGCCUGUGUCCAGAAUGGGGAAGUGAAAACCUUCACGCGCACAAAGCAGAAAAGCUACAGCUCCACAAUGCGAGGAACGGCCUCCUCCAUGCGUAACGGAGUGAAGGAGAGGGGAGAGGAGGCCCUGGUCCGGCGGAGCUCUCUGGUGUCCGAGCUGAAGCCGGAUUUCUCUCCGGUGAAAGACGAGAGCCCGUCGGAGCGGUUCUUCAGGGACUGGUUCUCUCAGCCCGCAGACCAGCAGGGCCUCCUCAUCCCGUUGCUCAUGCCCUCACAUGUGGCUCUUUGGAAGCUCUUCUUUCUUCGCUGGGUUCCUGAAGCCUGCAUUCCCAAAGGAGGCCCCAUCACUGCCUAUCACAAGAUUUCCCAACUGGUGGAUGAAAUUGAGAUCCUGCAGAGUCAGCUGAGGCGAUAUAAAGGACCAAGUCCGGGCAACACGCCGCUCCCCAGCCAGAGAGAACCCCCGCUAACCCAGAGGAGGAUGUAUUUCAAGGCUACUUCCCCGACACCACCAGACUACCUUUCCUCGUCCUUUCCUUUCACCCCAGUGGGAAAUCUGUGCCGCCGCAGCGUCUACGGGACUCCCAUCAGCAAGUUCCUGAAUGGUGCCAGGACCUGGCUCUCUACAGAGACUCUUGCUAAUGACGCUGUCUGAGCAUGAGCUCCUGUUUAACAACUAACCAUCUCUUUUUUCUUUGACCUGAUUCGUAAAUACAGAGUAGGAAAAUGAGAAUUAGAAAUUUAAGACUUCUGACUUUUGUUUUUUUACUAUAUUAAGCUAGAAUUGACACUUUUGAUGCUUUUUGUAAACGUUGGUGUCAUCUCUGAGGAGUUCAGACUCACUGAAGCACGCUGUCCUCUGACUGUGAGAGAUGCUGCUCUCACUCUGCCCGGCAUAUUCAUGACCCACACAAAAGAGCUUUGUGACAUUUCUACUUGAAGACAAGGCUAAGAAUUAACUUUGCUUAGACUUUUAUCUGACUCGUGUACAACAUCCAUGCUAAAGUAGAUCCUUCAUGAAUCCGUCAAAUGAAAGAAAGCUCCUUUUUAUUGCAGCAGCAGCAGCAGCAAUGAUGCAUUUCCUACCUUAGGUUGUGCCUUCCCGGAAACUGUUUGUGACAGAGAUGUAAAUUGUUUGUUUUUGGUCAGAAAGAGGAACAGAAAAUGUUACUGCUAAAAAUGAUUCUGCUAUAUGGUAAAAACAAAGAGAACCUGGUCUGGUUGAAUGUAAUGGGGCAUUUUUCUUUUUUCUUUCUUGCACAGACUUAAUGCUAUUUGCUCCAAGUGCCCAUAUUUUAAUGGUUUUAUUGGGUUUUUGUUUGCUGUGUGAUUUCAGGGUCUAACUUUGUAGAUGUACUUUAUUUUUCAAGCAGAGAUGAGGGGCUAUAUUUUAAUAUCCUAAUGUGGGUGAUGCUGGGGGGGGGGGGGGACUUGGAUCUGUGGUAGAUGUUUCCUUUUCUCUUUUGAAGGGGAUUUUAUUAAACUUAACUAGAGGCCUUCUGGUAAGGCCCUGAGGAUAAAGAGAAGGGCUUGGACUCAAACCAGUGCCUAGUUUGGUAUCGAGUGAAUCGAAUGUCCGCCAUUAUGGAUCCAACACAACAGCACAUUAUCUGUAUCUCUGUAGAGUGCUUCUCUGAAAGCAACGACAUCCGCAUCAAAUCAUCUGGACAGUUAGUUCACACGGCUGCUCCUGCUAUUAUUGAAGUCUUUAAAGACUUUUGUUAAAGUCUGAAAACUGUCUGUGGACAUUCACUCGCUGCUUCACUCGGGACUGGUUUGAGACGCGUGUGGGGAAGUUGAUCAGUUAUCCUCCAGAAUGCCUGUUGAAUAACUGGUUAGAAACUAGCACUGUGUAAUGUUCGAUGUCUAACAACUUUGAAUGAUUUGAAGCUCUUUAACUUUGUACAUAAAAGACCACUGGACAGAUGGAACAUCUGUGCUGCUGUCACACAGACCAGCGUCCAGUGAUUCUCAUGAUUCUUUGGCAAUAACUGUUUCAGGUUUUGUUUUUAGUUUUUUAGCAUAAAUGUGUGUAAUGUGAGUGCAAACCUGUUCUCCUAAAUGCUAUUCAUUGCACAUUUUACUCAAUAUAUAUAUAGGAUAGUUUUGUUUUAAGGUGGUUUAUGAAUAUCAUUUUGGCAAAUAUUAUAAAUAUUGUAUAUGCUUGAAAUCUUCCAAUUAAUAUUUUUGAUUAAUGGUACUAAAUAACUUUUAUCCUUGAUUAAGUCUUUAAUUUUAUGGAGAGAUAUUUAUAUACGAUGUGUUUCCACUAAUUCACUCACCGUGUUGCACUCUGCUGUAAAUGUAUGACGACCGUGUUUCAGUGGUCUGACGUGAACUAGCAGCAGAUGUAUUUAUUCAAAUAUGCAAAUGUUCUCUAAGAGGAAAGCGGUUGCUACUGUACACCUCCUGUGCCUUUUUUGGGAAGAUUUACAAUUUCUGCAAUUAUAUGCUAAACUUAGAUGGAUUUUUUUCCCCAAAGCUGUUGAUUUUUUUUAUCAAGUGUAGUUAAAUUCAGCGGUACUGCACUGACGCUUCAUGAUAACAAGGCUCACAUGUGUACCUCUAACCAAUCAAUACAUUAUUUUUCAAAGGACAA
This is a messenger RNA of Solea solea (common sole), 4719 nucleotides long. RefSeq names its product myotubularin related protein 10 (gene mtmr10). The transcript has 16 exons. The record is from RefSeq and is a predicted model, not a curated record. Lineage: Eukaryota; Metazoa; Chordata; Actinopteri; Pleuronectiformes; Soleidae. Bases 481 to 2775 code for a protein of 764 amino acids.